Molecule: messenger RNA, 4732 nt
Organism: Suncus etruscus (white-toothed pygmy shrew)
Lineage: Eukaryota; Metazoa; Chordata; Mammalia; Eulipotyphla; Soricidae
Gene: RPRD2
Product: regulation of nuclear pre-mRNA domain containing 2
Exons: 11
Coding region: 1-4380 (1459 amino acids)
Biological process (GO): mRNA 3'-end processing
Cellular component (GO): RNA polymerase II, holoenzyme
Molecular function (GO): RNA polymerase II C-terminal domain binding
Source: RefSeq, a predicted model, not a curated record
AUGGCGGCGGGCGGCGGCGGCGGCGGGAGCCGGGCCGCGUCGUCCUCGGCCUCGGCCUCGGGGGCGUCGUCGUCGGCGGGCGCGCUGGAGGCGUCGCUCGACCGGCGGCUGCAGGCCGUGACCAACACCAUGGAGUCCAUCCAGGGGCUGUCGUCCUGGUGCAUCGAGAACAAGCGCCACCACGGCACCAUCGUGGGCCACUGGAUGAAGUGGCUGCGCCGCUCUGCCUAUCCUCAUCGUUUGAAUCUCUUUUACCUUGCCAAUGAUGUCAUACAGAACUGUAAAAGGAAAAAUGCAAUCAUAUUUCGUGAGUCAUUUGCUGAUGUACUUCCUGAAGCAGCUGCUCUGGUGAAGGAUCCAUCUGUUUCUAAGUCUGUGGAGCGAAUCUUUAAAAUCUGGGAAGAUAGAAAUGUGUACCCAGAAGAAAUGAUUAUGGCACUAAGAGAAGCUUUGAGUACCACUUUCAAAUCUCAGAAGCAGCUGAAAGAAAAUCUGAACAAACAACCGAAUAAGCAGUGGAAGAAAUCACAAACAUCCGCAAAUCCAAAAGCUGCUCUCAAGUCCAAGAUAGUUGCUGAAUUUCGAUCUCAGGCCCUCAUUGAGGAGUUGUUGCUGUACAAGCGCUCUGAAGAGCAGAUCGAGUUGAAGGAAAAGCAGCUCUCGACUAUGCGGGUGGAUGUGUGCAGCACUGAGACUCUCAAAUGCUUGAAAGAUAAGACAGGUGGGAAGAAAUUCUCCAAAGAAUUUGAAGAGGCGAGCUCCAAGCUGGAGGAAUUUGUGAAUGGACUAGAUAAGCAAGUGAAAAAUGGGCCCUCCCUCACAGAAGCACUGGAAAAUGCUGGGAUUUUCUAUGAAGCACAGUACAAAGAAGUGAAAGUGGUAGCGAAUGCAUACAAAACCUUUGCUAACAGAGUGAACAACUUAAAGAAAAAGCUAGAUCAGUUGAAGGCAACCCUUCCUGAUCCUGAGGAAUCCCCAGUUCCUUCACCCAGCAUGGACGCCCCCUCCCCAACUGGCUCCGAGUCUCCUUUCCAGGGGAUGGGGGGUGAGGAGUCUCGGUCCCCCACCAUGGAGAGUGAAAAGUCAGCCACCCCUGAGCCUGCGACAGAUAAUCGUGACGUGGAAGACAUGGAGCUCUCAGAUGUAGAAGACGACGGGUCCAAAAUCAUUGUUGAGGACAGAAAGGAGAAGUCAGUGGAGAAGACAGCUCCAUCGACGUCCAUGCCUGCAAAGCCAGCCGGAAGUAUCCCAAAGCCCCUUUCCUGUGCCCCUGUGACUGUGAGCAUGGCCACAGUAGCACCACCCCCAAAGCCUGUGAACGCAACUUCUCUUCUCUCACCUUCUCCGGCACUGGCUCUGCCAAACCUGGCUAACGUAGAUCUGGCCAAGAUCAGCUCCAUCCUGAGCAGCCUCACAUCAGUAAUGAAGAGCACUGGGGUCAGUCCUGCGCCAAGACCAUCUCCAGGAACUCCGACAAGCCCCAACAACCUCAGCGCAGGCCUGAAACCUCCUGCCCCAGCCGCACCCGCUGCUGCAGCCACGACCACCAGCACCGUCACCAGCAGCGCAUCUCACCACCCUCUGGCAAAUAUCCUCUCCAAAGUGGACGUCAGCCCUGAAAGCAUUCUGUCUGCUCUGUCCAAGACCCAGAGCCCGUCAGCCCCUGCGCUGCAAGGCCUGUCAUCUUUACUGCAGAGUGUGACUGGGAACCCCGUUCCAGCCAGUGAAGCCGCAUCCCAGAGCACUUUAGCCUCCCCUGCCAGCACCCCUGUCUCUAGCAUCAAAAGCAGAAAUCUGCCCUCCAACACCCAAACCUUUAUGCCCAAAAGUUUCAACUAUUCUCCUAAUUCAUCCACUUCUGAAGUCUCUUCAACUUCAGCCAGCAAGGCCUCUGCCGGGCCAAGCCCCGGAGCUUUGGUCACUCCUUUCAAGCUCCCGUCCAACUCCCUGGGCUUCUCCAGCCCCCAUUCUGCUCCCAGCUCAGCUGCGCCCUCCGUUGCCAGCAGCGCCGUGUGCCAAUCCUCAGAUAUUCCCAAGCCAAAGCCGGAGACGGAGUCCACCUCCCCAAGCCUGGAAAUGAAGAUCCACAACUUCCUCAAAGGUAAUCCCGGAUUCAGUGGCUUAAACUUGAAUAUCCCCAUCUUGAGCAGUUUGGGGUCCAAUGCCCCUGUGGAGAGUCAGCCCACAGAAUUUCCUCGAGGCCCAACGAGCACAUCGGUUGACAUCGACGGGACCCCCGUGCGGGAUGAGAGGAGCGGGACCCCCACGCAGGACGAAAUGAUGGACAAGCCCACAUCCAGCAGUGUGGACACCAUGUCCCUGCUGUCCAGGCUCAUUAGCCCUGGCUCCUCUACGCCCAGCAGCACGCGCUCGCCUCCCGGCAGAGACGAGAGCUUCCCCCGGGAGCGCCCCAACUCUGCUGCCACCUUCCGUGCCUUUGGCCUGGGCAGGGAGUCACCCUACAAGCAGCCCUCGGACGGACUAGAGAGACCCUCUCCCCUGACGGAUGCCGCGCAGGAAAAGUUCUUUCCAGACACAUCUUUCCAGGAAGAUGAGGAUUAUCGAGAUUUUGAGUACUCUGGGCCUCCGCCCUCCGCCAUGAUGAACUUGGAGAAAAAGCCGGCCAAGUCCAUCCUCAAAUCCAGCAAGCUUCCGGAUAGUGCCGAUUACCAGCCCAUCCUGUCCAGUUAUAGCCACAGGACCCAGGAAUUUGGGGUGAAGUCUGCUUUGCCCCCUGCUGUGCGGGCCCUCCUCGAGUCUGGUGACAGCUGCGAGCGCCUGGCAUCUCCUCCUGGGCUCUUUGGGGCCUUUGGCCUGCGGGGUACUGAAGCAGGACCGGAUAGGUCACCGUCCCCAAGUAAGAAUGAUUCGUUUUUCACCCCUGAUUCCAACCACAGUAGCUUGACUCAGCCCCCAGCCGGCCACCUGGGCCUACCCCAGAAGCAGUAUCCAGAUUCUCCGCAUCCCAUCCCGCAUCGGUCCCUUUUCUCUCCUCAGACUGCCCUGGCCUCCCCUGCUGCAGGCGUGGACAAAAGCCUGGCGGCGGCCAUUUCCAGCACCUCCACCAUUGAGUUUAAGAACAUGCUCAAAAAUGCCUCGCGAAAGCCCUCCGAGGAGAAGCUUUUCAGCCAGACCCCAGGCAAGGGCAACUCGGAGGGCAGCGUGGGCCUCCCCGGCCUCGCUGGCCCAGAGCAGCCGCUCCCCGAGGAACACUACCGCAUCGAGACCCGGGUCUCCUCCUCCUGCCUUGACCUGCCCGAUAGCACAGAAGAGAAGGGGGCACCCAUCGAAACCUUGGGCUACCAUAAUGCGGCCAACCGGAGGAUGUCGGGGGAGCCCAUCCAGACCGUGGAGUCCAUCCGCGUGCCUGGCAAGGGAAAUCGAGGACAUGGGCGAGAGGCUGCCAGGGUGGGCUGGUUUGAUCUCAGCGCCUCUGGAAGCACCUUUGACAAUGGCCCCUCGGGUGCCUCCGAGCUGGCACCCCUCGGGGGUGGGGGCGGUGCUGGAGGCCUUGCAAGCUUCAAAACCACCCCCUACAAGGAGCGGGCACCCCCUUUUCAGGAGAGUGUAAGCAGCUUCCGCCCCAAUAGCUUCAGCUCCACCUUCGAGCACGGGACGCCCUUCCAGAGAGAUCCGGUGGGGCCAGCUCCCCCCACAGCCGCUCCACCCAAAGACCAUGGUGGUAUCUUCUCCCGGGAGGCAUCUGCUCACCUGCCCUCUGUGGAUCUUGUGAGCCCCUUCACGAAGGAGGCAGCCCUGGCCCACGUCGCCGCUCCCCCUUCCGGAGAGCACAGUGGGGUCCCCUUCCCCACCCCACCCCCGCCUCCCCCGCCCGGAGACCACGGUGCAGCAGGCGGCAGCGGGGUCCCCUUUACAGCGCCACCUCCCCCUCCACCCCCUGUUGACCACUCUGGGGUCGUGCCCUUCCCAGCCCCAGCACUGGCAGAGCAUGGAGUCGGGGGGACCGUGGCGCUCUUCCCCAAGGACCAUAGUUCCCUCCUACAGGGGGCCCUGGCAGAGCAUUUUGGGGUGCUCUCAGGCCCCAGGGACCAUGUGGCCCCCACCCAGCGGGACCUCAACGGCCCUGGUCUCGGCCGUGUGCGUGAGGCCCUGAGCCUGCCCUCUCACACCCUGGAGCAUCUGGGUCCAUCCCACGGUGGGGGUGCCGGGGGCGCGGGCACCCCCGGCAGUGGCCCCGCGCACAGAGACGCCAUCAGCCGGGGUGGGAUGAUUCUACGGAAUCCACGGCCCGACUUCAGGCCUAGGGAGCCUUUCGUCAGCAGAGACCCGUUCCACAGUCUAAAGAGGCCCCGGCCCCCUUUUGCCAGAGGGCCUCCCUUCUUUGCACCAAAACGCCCAUUCUUCCCACCCAGGUACUGAGAUGGAAGCCCAGGGAAAGGCAUUUGGAACAGUGGAGAGUGCAUUGCAAAUAGGAGUUUGUGGUUUCUUGUUGCUUUUGUUUUCCCGCUUUUGAUUUUUUAUAUGACAUAAAGGUUUCCCUUCUGACUUAAAAGUCAUAGAUGCUUACGGUCUUCCCUCUCCUCCUGCACUUACCUACCCUACUAAAAUGAUUUGUUUUUAAAGUGGGGGUGUUGGGGAACCAGCAGAGAAACACAACCAAAGCCUCUUCACUGUGUUGGGGCCUGGAGGCAUGAGGAGAACGACCUUUUAUUGUCUGUGGAAGAGUCUCGCAUUUGAAAUAAAACAUCUCUCAGAGCAGAGAAGAACUGUG